CGGGAACUCAAUGUAACCUCAAAGGCUUGGAGCUCUUCUCCACCUUGUGCCCUCGGGUGGAUAUGCGCAGAAUAGCGGGGUGUUCGUGACCGCUUCAUUGCUUAUAACCCAUGGAUUUCCGCGCAGCAGCACCUGCGAAUAUUGCGCAGGCAAAGGUACCUUAAUCUUCAACACCAAUGGAGCAUAUAGCUAUGCCUUCAUUGCGCAUUGCGACAAUCUUUUUGACAGCUGCGGCUGUUCAAUGCAUAGCAGCUCAAGAUGUGGAUUACUCCCAAUACGUAAAUCCCUUCAUUGGCUCCGAAGGUGCAAUUGAAGGCUAUGCGUAUGGCGGAGGCGAUGUAUUCGUUGGAAGCGCGCUUCCUUUUGGUAUGGUCAAGCUUGGAUUAGACAGCUUUGAAAUACCUGUCAACCAAAGUGCGCUGAACGGCGGUUGGACCCCCAAAGGAAAAGUAACAGGAAUCAGCAUGAUGCAUCAGUCUGGCACAGGUGGUGGGCCCAAGUAUGGCUAUCCUGCACAGAUGCCACUGGCUAGCCUUGAAGGUGUUAAUUUACUUGAUAACCUCACUUACUGGCAAGACCGAGAUGGGGACGAUGUCGCGUCGGUGGGCUACUUCAAGACGCAUUUUGAAUCAGGUGUUACUGUUGAGCUCGCUGCAACCAGACACGCAGGCUUACAUCACUAUACAUAUCCCUCAUCUGAGAAGCAUGUUCUGGUCGACUUCUCUCAUUACUUGCCACAUCCGACUCGUGCUUGGGACUCACAAUUCUACGCUGGCGGGGAGAUUGAGAUCCAGCCGAACUCAUCUACGUACUCUGGGUAUACCAGCAUCGGAGGCGGGUGGAAUCUUGGUGCUCCGGUCACAGUAUAUGUGUGUGGAGAAUUUGACUCGAUUCCGGACAGUGCACGAGCAUUCAGUGGGAAGAACACAUUCCCCGUCAGUCGCCAUUUUCGAUCUUUCGAUAAUGCUACCACACCAGAACCGACUUUCCGAGGAACAUCGGCACGUUCUGGUCCCAUCAAUGACCGCGUGGGGGCAAUAUUUUCAUGGAACGGCACUGAUGAUAACCAAGAGAUAAAAUCUAGGGUCGGCAUCUCACUGAUGUCCGUCGCCCAGGCCUGUGCCUACAAAAAUCAAGAAAUUCCAGACUGGAACAGCGAGGUAGUUGCGCAAGCUGCUCGAGAUGAGUGGAAUCGCGAUGUCUUCUCUAAGAUCCGAGUCGAUACAUCUGAGAAGGCGAACAAAACGAGGCUCGCACUUCUUUACUCAUCACUUUAUUUCAUGCACCUAAUUCCAAGCGAACGCAUCAACGAGAAUCCGCUCUGGGAGAGCGAGGAACCAUGCUGGGAUGACUUCUACACCAUGUGGGAUCUAUUCCGAAAUCAAGUGUCAUUAUGGCACCUGAUCCAACCUUCCUACUACGAGUCUAUGAUUAGGUCUCUCAUCGAUAUAUGGAGAAAUGAAGGGUUCUUGCCUGAUGGACGGAGUGGUAACUACAAUGGACUUGUACAAGGUGGCUCAAACGUCGAUAACGUGUUGGCCGAUGCCUAUGUCAAGGGACUCCGAGGAGCUAUCAAUUGGACAGAUGGAUACGCAGCAGUCAAGAAGAAUGCCGAGGUACAACCCUACUUCGAUCAGAAUCCAGUAGAUGAACGAGGCUCGUUGAAAGAUGGGCGCUCGGCAUUGUCCGACUGGAUCUCACUUGGAUACGUCUCCACCGAUCGGAAAUCUCGAGCUGUGUCCAAGACGGUCGAAUACGCUCUAAACGAUUUCGCAAUUAGUCAAAUCGCGGCAGGCGAGUCUCAAGGGGAUGUUGACAAGUACUUGAAGAGAAGCGGCGGGUGGCAGCUCAGCUGGGAUCCAACAGCUACGAGUCGAAACUUCACCGGCUUUGUGAUGCCACGCUAUGCCAACGGCAGCUUCCACACAGACUACGAUAUAACAGACUGUGGUGAUUGUAAUUGGUCAGACGAAUCAUAUGAAGGAACUUCCUUUGAAUACUCAUUUGUCAUUCCUCACGAUAUGGAGCGGGUGAUGGAGUUGAUGGGCGGUCCGCAACACUUCGAAUCGCGUCUUGACUACGUCUUCCAGCCAAACACUUCCGGUGUGGAUCUCGGCGUCAACGGUCUCGGUAUCACGACCAUCAACAACGUCGCGAACGAACCAGAUUUCCAAACUCCGUACCUAUACAACUACCUGAACAAGCAAUGGAAGUCUGUCGAACGGUCACGUCAACUGGCCACCGACUUCUACUUCAAUACAAGUCAAGGCAUCCCUGGAAACAGCGAUGCUGGCGCACUGAACUGUUGGCUGGUCUGGCAGAUGCUAGGUCUGUAUCCUGUCGUGACCACGCCAGUGUACCUGAUUGAAAGUCCUUGGUUCGAGGAUAUCAAUAUCACAGUGAACCACAAUCACACACUGCGUAUCCGAGCAGAGGGACUUGAUGACGGUGACGGUAAACAAAGCUAUUACGUACAGAGCGUUAACAUCAACGGCCAGGCUUGGGACAAGAACUGGUUCAAUCAUGAGGAUGCAGGAGGCAUCAUGACAGAAGGUGGAGAAAUCCUGUUCCAUCUAGGUACCGAGCAAAAGGUAUGGGAGAGUGGAGAAGUGCCUCCCAGCCCUGGCCAUCAGGUCAUUGACGUUGGUGGUUAUUAGUUAUGCGAACAAAACAGACAUUGCAAAAGUAAUAAUUAAUAUCUAAA
This is a messenger RNA of Aaosphaeria arxii CBS 175.79, 2704 nucleotides long. RefSeq names its product glycoside hydrolase family 92 protein. Bases 177 to 2657 code for a protein of 826 amino acids. The record is from RefSeq and is a predicted model, not a curated record. Gene Ontology annotation, molecular function: peptide-N4-(N-acetyl-beta-glucosaminyl)asparagine amidase activity; carbohydrate binding. Lineage: Eukaryota; Fungi; Ascomycota; Dothideomycetes; Pleosporales. The transcript has 5 exons. Gene Ontology annotation, cellular component: nucleus; cytosol. Gene Ontology annotation, biological process: protein quality control for misfolded or incompletely synthesized proteins; glycoprotein catabolic process; protein deglycosylation.